Messenger RNA from Gossypium arboreum, 748 nucleotides. RefSeq lists its product as uncharacterized. The record is from RefSeq and is a predicted model, not a curated record. Bases 174 to 698 code for a protein of 174 amino acids. The transcript has 3 exons. Lineage: Eukaryota; Viridiplantae; Streptophyta; Magnoliopsida; Malvales; Malvaceae. Gene Ontology annotation, molecular function: zinc ion binding; nucleic acid binding.
CUAUCCUGUGUAAAAGGUUUGAGGAUGGGUUAAAUGAUGAUAUCCGACUGUCAGUGGGUGUCCUAGAAAUAAAAGAGUUCGUUAUUUUAGUUGAGAGAGCCUGUAAGGCAGAGGAGCUAUUAAAAAGAAAAGGCAAAGUUGAGACAGAGACACAAGAUACAAAGAAGAGACAGAUGAGCAGAUCAUUUCAGGCUACAUCCAAGAGGCCCAGAGAGUUUUCUACCAGAUCUAGCUUUUCGGCAGGGCAAUCUAGUCAGAAUAGAGGUAGCAGAUUUAAGGAUCCGAAGGCUCAGACCACCUCGACUACGAGUGUAGGUAAUGUCAGACAGGGUAGAUCAGGGUGUCCACGGUGUGGUAGACUUCAUUAUGGUCCUUGUCGGGCGGGCGAAAAUGUUUGCUAUAAAUGUGGUGCUCCAGAUCAUUUUGUACGAGAAUGUCCAGAAGUGGCUAGCCGAGAGGUAACACAGAGUGCUAGAUCCGGAAAUGCUCCUACUAGAGGCAGAUCACCGAGGCAACCGGGAGUAGGAGCAAGUAACAGAGGUACCUCUAGAGAUUCGGCUGUGAGACCAGAUGUUAGAGCCCCUGCAAGGACUUAUGCUAUUCGUGCACGCGAAGAGGCAUCCUCCCCCGAUGUGAUUACGGAUCAAGAAGAGCGAAAUUCGAGAGUAGAUCGGGGAAAAGAAAAAGUAAAGGACUAAAUUGUAAAGUUUAGUCACAUUUUGUAUCGAGUACUUAUCUAGCCACUCGG